AGGACAUCUUCAUCCUUCAUGGGAAAGACAAGAAGAACCCUCUCAUCUACGGCCUGUUUACCACUUCAAGUGAUAUCCUCAACGGUUCGGCCGUGUGCGUCUAUCGAAUGGAGGACGUUGUUCGAGCUUUUAAAGGAAACUUCCUGCACAAAGAGGGGCCUCAGUACAAAUGGGCCGAGUUCACAGGGAAGGUGCCCUAUCCACGACCAGGAACGUGUCCCAGCAGCACAUAUGGAAGCUACAGCUCGACCAGAGAAUAUCCUGACGACGUCAUUUUCUUCAGCAGGACUCAUCCACUACUGCAGGAGAACGUGCUACCGCUAGGAGAGCGCCCCCUCCUGGUCAGAGUGGGAGCUCACUACAAGUUCAGCAAACUGCUGGUGGACAGAGUGGAGGCCGUGGAUGGCACCUACGACGUCCUGUUCAUCGGCACAGACUCGGGACUCGUGCUGAAGGCCAUCCAUCUGCCCAGAGAACACGGUCAGAGUCAGGAGGUCACUCUGGAGCAGCUGCAGGUCUUUCAGCACAAAUCACCGGUGACAGCGAUGACACUCUCAAAGAAAAAGCAGUGGUUGUUCGUGGGCUCCAGGGAGGGCGUGUCCCAGCUGGGCCUGUACCAGUGCGAGCUGUACGGUCAGGCCUGCGCCGAGUGCUGCCUGGCCAGAGACCCCUACUGCACCUGGGACGGGCAUGCGUGCAGCCCCUACAUGCCCACAGUCCGCAGGAGAAACGCUCGGCAUUUAGGCGAAGAUGAAGAUCCACUGACUCAGUGUGUCAGACAAGGAGCCGGGCUGCAGGUGGAGGCAGAGCAGAGGGUGAUGAUGGUUGCAGAGGGCAACAGCACCUACCUGGAGUGUUUACCUCGAUCCAGACAUGCUGCAGUCACCUGGUACAAACAGGCCGGAGAGAACAGUCCUGAGCUGAACCAGGUGGUAACAGGUGACCAGCUGGUGGUGAUCGAGCGGGGCGUCCUGAUUCGUCGAGCCGAGCUGUCUCACGGCGGCGUCUACCACUGCCAGGUGGAGGAGCACGGCUACCACUGGACCGCCGUCACCGUCCGCCUCGCCGUCUGGAGCCCCUCGGCCAACCGCCUCCUCGCCUCCUGGUCCAGCCCGUCCUAUCAGAGCGCUGGAACGCAGCCGUGGUACGAGGACGUGAUGGCGCUGAUCCACCCGGGAAACCUCGGCCAGCACUGCAAGGCUCUGGGGUACCGCCCGCCGCGCAACCAGCGUCGCCACGGCGGCAUCAUGCCGGCGCCACUCAAGGAGAAGGAGAGGGGGGAGAGGCACAAGCACGGGGGAGGAAGAGGAGGAGGAGGUGGAGGAGGAGGAGGAGGAGGAGGAGGAAGAGCAGCAGGGAGGAAGAGCAGGAGCAAGCCCCAGCAGAGGGCGCCGAGGAGCGCCUGAACGAGCUGCUUCACAGUGACUCUAACAUGUUGUGUAACGUCCACACAUACGCACACAUGUACACAUGCACACACUUAACUUAUACACUGAGACACACACACACACACACACACACGCACAUACUGUAUGUACAGAGACGACUCCAUGCGCAUGCACUUAUCUACAAACGAGAAACGUCAUCCUUUCAUUAUCGUGACAAACGUUCAAGCUAAGCUACACAUAAAUAACCGAAGUACAGCAAAGACUGUCGUUCCCUCGGACAAGUGACUCUGUGAAUAAAAAGUAGGAAACCUUAGGUUGCAUGAAUGAAGGACGAGCGUCAGUUUGGCGGACUGUCGUGACAAAAGGACAUUGGAGUGGAUGUUUUGAAGCUGGAACCUCCGCAGGAAAAAAAAACCAAAAAAACAAGUCUUGGUCCCGAAGUUGAAAUUCAGCACUCGAAAAAAAAAAAAUCCUCCUCUGAAUUGAUUCCUGCCUUAAAGCUUCAUAGUUUUGGCUUUGCAUGUUUUUCUCCAUUACUUACCAAUCACACACACACACACACACACUCGCAAUUACUCUCCAAAAUACAACAGAUGUUUUUAGAUGGAUUUCCUUCCUUCCGGGCAAAAAAGCGGUUUUCAUUAAUUUCAUCAUGCGGAAACGCUUAAGAGAUGCUGAAAGUCAUGGUGUUGUGGCCGCAAGAGGCAUUUUCUCAAAGUUUUCAUUCAGUUUGCGUUCAAAAUUUCUAGGACGCUCUCUUCUCGAGACGUCUGAGAAUUAAAAAUCAGCAACUCGGACGCAUUUGGUUGAUGUGUUUUGUGGUUGGAAAGCCAAACGCCACCACACUGCCACAUAAAUGGACAUGUUUACUUCUAAUGUGACAAAAAAAAGGAAAAGAGUUUGAUUAUUCUGUUAGUUAAAAAAAGAUGUGUUUUGGAAAGUAAUCAGCAGUGAUUGAUAUUUAAAGGGAUGAUGCAUUCAAAGCCACGUUAGUAGCAGCUAAUUAUUAGAUUAGCAGUAAAUAGCACCGAUGACUCGUAGUUUUUUCCCCCUAACGUUACACAAACCUUCAAACGGUUCACCUACAGCGAGAGCCGAGCUUUGCUGGCUUCUAGGUGGGGUCCGACCGCCAGACCGCAGAGAUGAAAGGUGGAGAAAAGCUGCAGCUUUGAUGAGGUCGCACGUCGACUUUCCCACGACGUUAGCGGUUUUGGCUGCAGACUCGCUGGAGGACGUGUUUCCAUUAUGUUCCCCUCGGCCCUCGGUUCUGUAGGUUGAGCUGGCACCGAUGCUGUGCCACGACGGCCGAAGCUGUAUGCGUGGGAACAGCAAGAAGGUGGAUCUCAGAAAACAAAAACAACAAAAAAUCCUAUUUUGAGCGUUGGUUUGUCAGGAGUCACGUGUGCACACGUUGUACAGAUUUAGGGAAAGUUUAUUAAGAAAUUCCUGCAUGUCAGCUCCAAUAAACAAACUUCAUAAUUGAUUGUAUUUCAAAUCGUAUUUCUAGCAAGAGAAAAGUGACAUUUUUGAAGCCCUGGAUCUGUCACACAAAGACAAGUUCUAUCAAUCCAAAUGAUUCUCCAGAAGCGUUUGAUUCAAAGAGGACUGAACUAUGAACCGAGCUGGCCAGAGACUCUGUACAGACCCUGCAUGUUUCUCAAACUAUGGGCCCUUAGGGUGGGUUCUGGACCAACAACAAAAAAAAAAAAAGAAGAAGAAGAAGAAGAAGUGGAGUAUUAUAUAGCUGGUUCUGCGGCUCCAGCUGGUAACGACAUCUGACUGUAAAUUACGAAGCCGGCCCGGCGUAUUAUAAAGACGCCUUUAUUACACGAAGCUGGAACCGGAGAACGUGCUAAACGGGACUGGCGUCGAGCGAACUCCGGCCUCCAGCGACUUUGCGAGGCAGUAAAUUGUGAUUUGUUUCUAAAUGUUCAAAUGUUAAACCAACACAGCUUCCUCCGCCUCUAUUUAACUUUCUCCUCAGUGGUAUUUAUUAUUUUCAUCCGGAGUGAUUGUUUCGGAACUUGCAGGAACAUCAUCAGGUCACCAAACGGACGCUUAUUUGACGUGUUCGUUGGUUUGCUUUUGUCUGUUUUGUGUGUGAACUUCUUUCUGGUGAAAACCGUGUGCAAGAUAUUUGCAUUUAGUUGGAGUGAGCAGGAGCUAAAAGUAUGUUUUAAAUGGGAUAAUACAAACCAGAUGCUUCAAACUCUUGUUUACGAAUCACACUGCAUUAGAGAUUUUUAAAAAUAAUCAAAAGUUAAACCCCCAUCAGAGAACCAAGUGUGAAGGACGGAGCCAGAUGGACUAAAUUGAAACUUAACUCUGAUUUGUGUGCUAAACUGGAUUCAUUUACAUGCCUGGUUAAGUCGAAUAACAACAGCAUCAUGUUUUUAUAGAUUUAAUCCCACAACGCUGAGCACGUAUCUGUAACAUCUGUAAUAUAUGUAGUUUCCUGCAGGUUCCCGAUCUUUCUCACUCUUCUGGUUGUAUGUAUUUCUGUAUAUGUGUUUUUACUCUUUGUGUGUGUGUUUGACAUCAGCGGGAUCGGAGUGAAAGCAGCUCAAACAAAGGUUCAGAGGCCGAGCCAGUAAAUCUGCCAAACGGGGAGCUCGGCAGCGGCCCGGAGACACUUUUGAUGCUGUAAGAAAAAUAAACCAGAGCAACCGAAAGCGCAGCGAGCUCACGGAGAAAAUUAAAAAUGGGCUCGACUCCUCGGUUUCUUGGCUUCAGCCACAUGAAAGAGCUCGGCUGCUUCUGAGCGUGUGUUUGAGUCGAAAAAGAAAGGAGGAGAGUUCAGAAGGCGAUGUGUGAGGCUGAGCGUGUCGAGGCUGUGGAAGUGUCAGGGAGCCACUUCUGAAACAUGAAAACGUGUGUGGGUGAGCGUAACGCUGGCAGAAGAACCCAAAUGAAAUCAGCAUUUGGCUCCUUCUCCUAAUAUACGUUAUUAUUAUGGCACGGUGUCAAAAUGUCAGUGAAGCUGUGAAACAUGGUGAUCGCUGCUGCUCAUUGGUUGGUGGGAUUUCUUUUUCUCUUCAAGGAAGGAUUUGUUGGUUUUUAUAGAAAUGGCUGUAAUAUUAUCUGAACACUCUAAUUUUAUCAAGAUAAAAGGGCACUUAAGUUGUUAGCAUUCAAUACAACAUAUUCUAUGAGUUGUAGCCAUUUGUCUUCUCAAAAAAAGGCAGUGAAGCUAGCAGUUAGCUUAGCUUAGCACAAGAUUAGAAAGCCGCUCAUUUUAACUUAUAGAAAAUUACACUUACUUUGCUAACAUUCAAAACAACAUAUGCUAUGAGUUGUAGCUAUUCAUGUCGUCAAAAAAAAGUAUGAAGCUAGCAGUUAGCUUAGCUUAACACAAGGUCAGAAAGCUGUUCAAUUUAACUAAUAGAAAAUUACACUUCGCUAACAUUCAAAACAACAUAUACUAUGAGUUGUAGCCAUUCAUGUCAUCAAAAAAAGUGUGAAGCUAGCAGUUAGCUUAGCUUAGCACAAGGUUAGAAAGCCGUUAAUUUUAACUAAUAGAAAAUGACACUUACUUUGCUAACAUUCAAAACAACAUAUCCUAUGAGACAUAGCUAUUUAUUUUGUUAAAAGGCAGUGUGAAGCUAGCAGUUAGCUUAGCUUAGCACAAGGUUAGAAAGCCAUUAAUUUUAUCUAAUAGAAAAGUACACUUACUUUGCUAACAUUCAAAACGACAUAUCCUAUGAGACAUAGCUAUUUAUGUUGUUCAAAGCAGUGGGAAGCUACCGCUAGCCACCAGUUAGCUUAGCACACAGUUUGAAACCAGCAGCUAGCCUGUCAAACUAUUUAUACCGCUGUCUUACGACGGAACAUGUGAGCUCGCAAUUACAAAACGGGAAAUUGUGUACCCCGAAUGUUGGUGUCAAAUUGGUAAAAUAUCUUUGCGAGGCGACGGCAACGUAACUGAGAUUCCACCAAACCUAAACAUUUAGCAUGCUAGCAAGCUAAUGUAAGAAAAGAAAAAAAAACUUAAUGAGAAUUCUAGGCCUAUAAACGAGAAGAAAAAAAACAACAACAUGCUAAAAUUUCAAUAUAUUUUUCGUCAUCACGUGGUAACAUCGGCUACAAGUUGUGAAAGUAACUCUGCUAGAAGAGGCCACUGAGCACGGUGAUGAGCCAGUGUAGGAAAUGUAAAAGGCAUAGUUAGGUCAAGGAUGAGCCUUUAUUUGUUGAGAAAAUUCAUGUUUUUCCAUAAAAUUACAAAAAAAGACAUCAUACUAAAAUGACAACAUCUUAUUCUCCUCUAGUUGCACAAAAUAGGUCAGGUUGUGUUGAAGUCUUUGAGAAAACGACCAAACUUCUCACCUCAUUUGUGACCUCAGUAAACAUUUUCCUGACUGGUUUAUGGUCUCAAUUGCUAGUUUGUUGAAUAUAGCAAGUUUGUUUAGCAAGUUAUGGUCACAUUUAAAAAAGCAACAUAUUGCUUUUAUAGUGUCUUAGUCAGAUCGUUGUUUAUUUCGUCUGGUUUCAAAAGACCAAGAUGCUGACGGCCAAAUUUAAAACCCAAGGCUUCAAAAGGGAAUCGAGUGUUCGUAUGAAGUUUUUCUCGUGAACAUGGUGAACACAACCCCAUCUGAAGUCACUGAGAAUAAAAGAAGUGUUGAAGUCAUAUCAAGCAGCCCGCGGUAGACGUAGCCUUUAGGGAACAGUUUGCUGGUGAGGAUAGAUGCAGCCAAAAUGCAAACAAAACAAAGUUUAACGCUCCUCUUAGGCCCCAAACUUUCUGUUUUGAUCUAAUAAAACACCAGCUUUGGUUUCAUUCGGACUCUUCUGCCAGUUCCCUCGAACAAGCACACACGAGCUCCACCAGCCUAAAAAUAUAACAUCAUUGUGCUCGUGCUGACCCUGCCUUGUGGAUGUUGUGUGUAUAUGAGAGUGUAACUUGUGUAUAUUUGUGUCAGAUCCAAGCGGGAGGCAGAACUCCUACCAGACAUUUUUGCGGAGGACCAGUUUAAACAUUCAGCCGCUCGAAGACGUGGUGCAGCGCCGCUCCUCGUUCGCUACAACGGCCUCGUGUGUUCCUCUGUAUUUACAUCUCAGUGCCAACGUUCGUCUCUUGUGAUUUUUCCAGAAGCGUUUCUCUGCAAACGAAUGAUCUCCGCUCAUGUGCAGAGACUUUGUUUUUUCUUUGUGUAAAUAUGUAUAAAGGUCUGCUUUCAAACGA
Stegastes partitus (bicolor damselfish) is the source of this 6570-nucleotide messenger RNA. It is a transcript of the gene sema3h, whose product is annotated as sema domain, immunoglobulin domain (Ig), short basic domain, secreted, (semaphorin) 3H. The transcript is spliced from 10 exons. Gene Ontology annotation, cellular component: axon; plasma membrane; glutamatergic synapse. Lineage: Eukaryota; Metazoa; Chordata; Actinopteri; Pomacentridae. Gene Ontology annotation, biological process: positive regulation of cell migration; motor neuron axon guidance; semaphorin-plexin signaling pathway. Gene Ontology annotation, molecular function: neuropilin binding; semaphorin receptor binding; chemorepellent activity. The record is from RefSeq and is a predicted model, not a curated record. The annotation marks the transcript as partial.